UUUACUUCCGGGUAUUUCUCUGAUUUGUAACCAACCACGCUAAUCCACAUGUACUUCCUGCGAAACGCUUUGAUACAUGUCUCAUUUAGUAACGCAAUUGAAAUGUUGUUCUCAGCCAUUUCCCUUUUUAUUUAUUUAACUUGCGUGAAUGCACAACAAGGACAACAAAGCGACACACCAGAAUUUGCACCAGAGGAAAAAUACCUGGACAUUUUGCCCCUCGCACAGGAGAACUUUACAGACGUCGUUUUGAACAGCAACGAUCCAUGGAUUAUCAUUUUCCACGACGGUACCAUGUCCAUGGCAUGGAAGAAAAUGGCUGUCGGUGCCAGGGGUAUUGUUUGGUUAGGGAUGAUUGACAAAACAAAAAAUCACGAACUCCUUUCUGGCAUGGGUUACGACUCAGCCAAAGAUGGGGAAGCCAGAGUGUAUCCCUACGGGGGACUCCAACACAAGAAAAAGAAAUGGGUGUCAGUUAAAAAUCCGAAUGAUGCUAAGAUUGCUGCCAUCAAGUCUCUGCCAGACAAAACAUUAAUGAUGAAGGGCAAGGAUAUUCAAGACUUCCUUGUGGAAUGUUUCUCUACUUCACCUUCACGCUUCCCACUUAUAAUACUUUCAGACACUCAAGACACACCAUCCUUGUUCAAAGCCCUUGCAGUGAGAUUCCAGAAAUAUUUCAACUUUGGACGAUUUGUGGAUGCAACAGUCGAGGACUAUAGGUCUCUUGGACUUAGUCUGGAAGAUGACACAUUUGAACUUCCAGCCAUCUUGGUUCUAGUCCCAAAGAAACCUGGAAUGAUUGAGGAAAUCUCCUUUAAUGCUAUAGAGUACCGUAAAAAUAUUAUGGGUGCAAUAAAUUACCCAAAUGUCCUCCAAUUUCUUUUCGCUGUAAAUAACAAGUAUCGAUACUGGCUGCCAGGCAGUGAUAUGUCCUAUGUCAGGGAAGUUGCUGAAAUGGAAGAUAUUAUUGAAAUCGAAAACAGGAGAUUUGAUAUUUUGUUUGAGGGAAAAAAAGCAAAAAUUACUAAAAAGAAUGAUGAAAAUAAGGCACAAAAAGAAAAAUUGUCAGAACAACUACUUGAAAAGGGACUGAACAUGUUGAAGCAAGAAUUAUAGCUCUAUUGUAAUACAUACAUUUAAUACAUUCCAACUUUCUCAACUGUUAACAAAGACAAAGUCUUGGGAGGUACAAAAAACAUAUUUGUUUAAGUCUAAUUUUAAGUGUGAAUUUCCCAUUCAAUCUCCUGUUCACCAAAUAGGACGUUAUUAGAAGUCUACAGAUGAUAUAUAUUUUGCAUCAAAACUUUCCUGAACAGUUAUUUUUUUAAGUUUAGCAAGUUUAUACAUUGAAUUGUAAAGUACUGAUUAAAACCUAUUAUAUUCUUACAAGGCUCUCCCAACAUUACAUAACACUUAAGACACAAUUUUUUAAAAACUUUUUGACAAGCACGCUCUGACCCUCAGGUCAAAGGUCAAAUGAGUGCAAAACUUAAAUGGUCUGUAUUUUGUUAGAUACAUUGAUGAAAUUAAAAUAAAAACAUGCCUUAUGGAUGACCCAUGGGUGAUGUAUAGAAAUAGAUCACUGACUUCAGUCUCAAGGUCAAAAGUAAAACAUUGAAGUGCAAUCUCUUCCAUCCUCAUAACUAUCAACCAUGUUAAUAAUCUUGUAUAUAUAUUUGUAAAUAUAUUCUAAAUUAAUCAUUACCUUAAAUGUAUAUCCAGAAUCUAUAUUGAUAAAGUGAAGACAUUACUGGUAUUUAUAUGAUUGUUUAGCAAUGAGAUGUGAAGAUUUUUAUCACAGAGAGUAAGGCGAUUAUGUCUUAAUGUGCAUUUAUCAAACAAUGUUACAAAAGUUACAAAGUUAACAUUAUCUCAAACAUCGAAAAGCUAUUUAACAGAAUGAUUAGAUAAUUAAUGUUACUAGGACAUUAUAGUUUUAUAUUGACAAUUAUCAAAAUAUAUUUUUUCAUAUUUUUUUAAAGAAUUUAUUAUGGAAUACUCUAUCUUAGAUGGUUAUCACUUCUCAGUGUGGAACAUACUGUUGCCAUGAUAUUGCCGUCCAAAUUUUAUAUCUUUUUAACAUUUCUUUUUGUUCAAUACUUUAUUGAAUUAUACAACUUCGCUAGCCAAGGGUGCUCAAUAAGAUACUCUUCUUUUCCCAUGCAUUUCAGGAGAGUAAUGAAUAUCCCUGGUUAGAGAAUUUGUGACUUACAAUACAUCUUUUAGACAAUAAUGAAAGAACCAGCAUAAUUUCAUUGACAUAUUAUCAUAUUUUUUUUUAAAUAAAAAAUUUGAAUUUACAAAAAAAAAAACAUAACAAAAAAAACCACCCAGUUUAUAAUAUUUUUGCAAUAAAAA
Molecule: messenger RNA, 2358 nt
Organism: Pecten maximus
Lineage: Eukaryota; Metazoa; Mollusca; Bivalvia; Pectinida; Pectinidae
Exons: 3
Coding region: 49-1116 (355 amino acids)
Source: RefSeq, a predicted model, not a curated record